GCAUCGAUUUGUGCAUUUAAUUGUGCGGUUCGGUGCGUGUUUAAUUGCGCGUUGAAUUGUGCAUCGAAUUGCGCAUCGAAUUGCGCGUUCAAUUGCAUGCUUCGGUGCGCAUUGAAUUGCGCGUUGAAUUGCACGUUUAAUUGCAUGUCGAGUCGUUGCGCGUCAAAUUGCGUCGUUCAGUGCACGUUAAAUUGCGCGUUGAAUUGCACGUUUAAUUGCAUGUCGAGUUGUGUGGUGGGUUGCGCGUUAAAACGCGCGAGUCGGCACAUGUCAAAUUGCGCAGUGCGGUGCGGCCAAUGUUUAUCGAUUUGCGCCGAGCCAACGUCCGUGAACAAAACAGCUUCACAAAAUGCCGUACAGCCUACACGGACAACGUUGGACAAGCACUGCACACUUCAGUGCGCGUCAAAUUGCGUGGUUCGGUGUACGUUAAAUUGCGCGUUGAAUUGCAUGUUUAAUUGCACGUCGAGUUGUGUGGUGGGUUGCGCGUUAAAAUGCGCGAGUCGGCGCAUGUCAAAUUGCGCAGUGUGGUGCAGCCAAUGUUUUGUGAUUUGCGCGUUAAAUCGCGGUGCGGUGCGGUGCGGUGCAGUGCGGUGCGGUGCGGUGCGCGGUCCCGAACAAAAAAACAAAAACAACUCAUGCACCGGGAUCGAGCCGGCGACCGCGGUUUCCAUUCAGUGUCGGAGCUAG
Molecule: messenger RNA, 690 nt
Organism: Volvox carteri f. nagariensis
Lineage: Eukaryota; Viridiplantae; Chlorophyta; Chlorophyceae; Chlamydomonadales; Volvocaceae
Exons: 3
Source: RefSeq, a predicted model, not a curated record